UUACACAAUUUGAGAUGUUAUUUGGUUGCGCUGAAAAUGGGAAGAUGAAUUAUAAACUAUGAGGAAUUGAACUGAAACUGAAUCAGGUCUGAAUCUACACUGAAGAAGGAAGUUAUGAGAGUUAUUUUUUUCAUUUGGAGAACUGUCAGCACAUUAUUUGGGAAGUCAAGGCGCAGAGAAUGAAUAAACGCUCAAAAAAAAAACAUAGAAUGCUUGUAUUUGCUAAAUAAAUCCCGGUUCAUCUGAAACCAUGACUAGUGAGGCACCUCACCCUUCAGGCAAGAGGAUCCAGCAAGAAUCAUCUUCUGUUGUAACAGGUGAUGGAUUACCUACAGGAAAACGUGUACAUAAUAUCUCUGUACAGACGGGUGAAGAAUUUUCUCUGGAGUUUCUUCAGGAUCGUGGUGCUCCACGGAGAGUACCCAUCGUGCAUGAUAGCGGUGAAGACAAUACAAACAGAGGGGGGCUUAAUUUUAAUCAGAAUUAUCAGCUGAGAUAUGAAGAUCUAACUGGCAUUAUUGGGCUAAGGAGAUUUGAUUCUGGAUGUGGAUCUGAGGCCUCAGAUUACAAUUCGGGAAAAGGGCAAGCUGCAGAGAUUGAAAAUAAGGUUUAUUUUGAUAAAGUAAGUAGAUACCACAAGGAGGCCAAUGGUAGUGGACAACGAUCAGCAAAGUCUUAUGAUGAAAUGGAUUUUGACCGAAUUUCUCAAGGGCCAAUUCAUCCACCUUUUCCUAUUUCUGAGUCCUCGCAGGUAUAUCCCCUUAAUGCAUCAGGGGUUUUGGAUGGCUCUCAAUAUGGCAAGAUGAAGUUUCUCUGCAGCUUUGGUGGAAAGAUCUUGCCCCGACCAAGUGAUGGGAAGCUUCGAUAUGUGGGUGGAGAAACACGGAUAAUUUCCAUCAGGAAGAAUCUUUCCUGGGAGGAUCUAAUGAAGAAGACUUUGGCAAUUUGCAACCAACCUCAUACAAUCAAGUACCAGCUCCCAGGUGAGGACCUUGAUGCCCUUAUAUCAGUAUCGACAGAUGAGGAUCUUUCGAAUAUGAUUGAGGAAUACCAUGGGCUUCAAAGAGUCGAAGGUUCUCAAAGACUGCGGAUAUUCCUUAUCUCUUCAAGUGAAUCUGAUAGCCCAUGUUCACAGCACAGUAAUUCUGAAUACCAGUAUGUUGUUGCUGUUAAUGGCAUAUUGGAUCCCAGUCCUCGAAAAAGUUCUAGCGGCCAGAGCUUUGUAGGCCACUCGGGACAUAAUAUGGAUGGUUCCCCAAGCUUUCUCAGGGAUUCUCCUACUGCGCUGCAUCCUUUGGAGGUCAAGGAUGGCAUUGGUUCCCCCAAUAUGGUGGGAGUAUUUUCACGUCCUGCUGCUCAGUUUUUUAUAGUCUCCCAGAACCCAACAAGGUCCCCAAAUCAGUCCCCUCCAUUUUCACCGUUGACAGUUCAGAAACGAGAGUCUAAGACGAUUCAGAUGCAAUUGCAUGAUGAUCAGUUGGGUCAUGGUAGUAAUGAAAGCAAUGGUCCCUUUGCCACUGACCAACCACCUGACAGCUACUGCAUUGAUGCCACUGGCUACUUUCAUCCAGCCCAUGGACAUGGACCACUAAUGAAUUAUCAUCAUCCUAGCAAACAUAUGGUGGAUGUAGAGCAAACAAACAGAACCCGUGGAGUGCAUUUCCACAACCGCAGACUCAGCAGAGAUUUUGCUCCACCAGUAUUUGUUCGAAAUGCCAGUGACUUGGAUGGUUACUACUGUGAGAGGCCCAUGCUCAAGGAAAGAUCAUUUCACUCUGAAAAAUUUCUCUUGCAUCCUGAAGAUCAUAUGGGAGUGUUUCCGGGAUCUAAUGAUUCAGUUGGUUCUCAUCAUGGGAUGCCACAUGCACGAUCGGAUUCACAGCUGCAGGAGCAUGGAGAAAGUUCUAUUUACUGUUUGCAGGAAGGAGUAACCCCAUCAUCCCCGCUCGACUUUGAAACCAUGCAAUCAUCUCCAUUGGUGAAGUCGGCAGCCCUUCAAGGGAACAGUGAGUUUGCUAAUGAAUUUCAGAUGAUGUUACAGGGUACAGACUCUACUGGCUCCCAGAGGAGAGUGGAUUCUCCUAGUUCUUCUUGUUGUCCGGAAUUCUCCAGCAGGAAUCAACUACCUCACUGUGUGGCCCAUGGUUCUUCUGAUAAAUACCAAAUGUUUGCAGACGAUAUGAAUGAUCCCAAGUUCAUGUCACAGGAAGGUUACAAGGACAAUCCUGGAUUGAGUCAUGAAAUGUUAAACUUGAUAGAUCAGAAUGAUGCUUUUCUGCAUCAUAGAAAGCAUUACCAAAGCAACAUCAGCAAUACACCACUUGCUACUGGUGUGGACUAUAGGAACAAGAUGACCAAUGUUGAUGACCAUCCAAGUUCUGUAUUUGGUGUUCAUGAUUCUCCACAAGGAUUACAAGUCCCUGGAGGCAACAUUGCUACAUCAUCAGGUAUUGCUCGAGAACCUUCUAUGGAUAUUAUGGUAGACCAGACCCAAGGCUACCAAUUGGAAAAAAGUACAGCUGAGCUUCUUUUGAAGAGCCAGAGAAUUUCCAACGAUCAUCUGUGUACACCUAAUGAGCCAAUAUAUGGUGAACCCGGAUAUGAGGUGAAUACUGUCUUAACAGCAUCUUCUGUUCCAUGGUCCAGGAAUACUGAAGUUGAAACCUUAGAAAAUGCUCGCCGUGAAAGUACCAUCCAGCAGUCCAAUGAUGAGAAUUCUUUAACUGAUAUACUUUGUGAUUCCUCAUUUCUACCUUUUGAGUCUCAAACAGAAAUGGGUGACCAAGAGCGUAUGGUGACAACCUCUGCAAAUUUAUGUCCAUUUUCCAUUGGAGGAUGUGCUGGUUUGAGCUUAAACUUGCAAACAGAUGACCCAAAUCUCAUUUUGUCAUCUAAGCUUCUUGUGAAGAGCCAAAGAAUUCCCAACGAUCAUGUGUGUACACCAAGUGGGCCAAUAAAUGGUGAACCCGGAUAUGAGGAGAAUAAUGUCUUAAUAGCAUCUUCUGUUCCAUGGUCCAGGAAUACUGAAGUUGAAACCUUAGAAAAUGCUCGCCGUGAAAGUCCCAACCAACAGUCCAAUGAUGAUAAUUCUUUAACUGAUCUACUUUGUGAUUCGUUGUUACUACCUUUUGAGUCUCAAACAGAAAUGGGUGACCAAGAGCGUAUGGUGACAACCUCUGUUAGUUUAGCUCCAUUUGCCACUGGAGAAUGUGCUGAUUCGAGCUUAAACUUGCAGACAAAUGACCCAAAUGUCACUUGGUCUUCAUAUCAGAAUCCAACUAAUGAUGAUGCUUUGAAGAGAGAAGUUCCUCUCCUUGAUGAGGACCCUGUGAAUUUUCCUGGUGAGAAGGUUGACCAUGGGGUAAACUCGUAUGUACCGUUAAGAACUGAAGAUGCUAUCUUUGCCCACUUAGAACGCUCAAAUAAUCUUGAUAAGAAAGUUCAGCUGGAAUCAGUAGUUAUUGUUGAAGAUGUAACAGAUAGUAUGCCUCCUGAUCAUGAGUCCUCAAAAAUUGUCCCUUGUGUACUGUAUAGUAGUGAGGAAAUCUCAUCACCUAGGAUAACUGAAUCUGAAAGCAUUACUCCAGAAUCCGAGGAUACUAAACCUGACAGAGAUAUGGAUGAUUCUAUUAGUGAUUCUGUGAUAGCUGAAAUAGAAGCUGGCAUCUAUGGCUUGCAGAUCAUAAGAAAUGCUGAUCUUGAAGAACUAAGUGAAUUAGGAUCGGGUACAUUUGGAACAGUUUAUCAUGGGAAGUGGCGGGGAUCAGAUGUUGCUAUUAAGAGGAUCAAGAAAAGCUGUUUUGCAGGAAGAUCAUCUGAGCAAGAGCGGUUGACUAAAGACUUUUGGAGAGAAGCGCAGAUUCUAUCAAAACUUCACCAUCCGAAUGUUGUAGCAUUUUACGGGGUGGUCCCAGAUGCGGUUGAGGGAACAUUGGCAACUGUAACUGAGUUCAUGGUGAAUGGAUCACUUCGACAUGUCCUAAUUAGGAAGGAUAGGACAAUUGAUCGGCGUAAGAGACUUAUAAUUGCAAUGGAUGCAGCUUUUGGCAUGGAAUACUUGCAUUCAAAGAAUAUUGUACACUUUGAUCUAAAAUGUGACAAUUUGCUGGUCAAUAUGAGGGAUUCUCAGCGACCCGUAUGCAAGGUUGGAGACUUUGGAUUGUCAAGAAUUAAACGUAAUACUCUGGUAUCAGGUGGUGUUAGAGGAACCCUUCCAUGGAUGGCACCUGAAUUGUUGAAUGGUAGCAGCAGUCGAGUUUCUGAGAAGGUUGAUGUUUUCUCAUUUGGCAUUGCAAUGUGGGAAAUCCUGACUGGUGAGGAGCCAUAUGCCAAUAUGCAUUGUGGGGCAAUAAUUGGAGGAAUUGUCAACAACACUCUCAGGCCACUAAUUCCAGAACGUUGUGAUCCUGAGUGGAGAAAACUAAUGGAACAGUGCUGGUCCCCUGACCCUGCAGCUCGGCCAUCUUUCACAGAGAUAGCUAACAGGCUACGUCACAUGUCGUUGGGACUUCAAACCAAGGGACAUAAUCAUGCACAGAGAUGAAGUCUAAGUUUUCCUUGUAAG
Messenger RNA from Telopea speciosissima, 4564 nucleotides. RefSeq lists its product as uncharacterized. Bases 251 to 4543 code for a protein of 1430 amino acids. The transcript is spliced from 8 exons. Gene Ontology annotation, molecular function: ATP binding; protein binding; protein kinase activity. Lineage: Eukaryota; Viridiplantae; Streptophyta; Magnoliopsida; Proteales; Proteaceae. Gene Ontology annotation, biological process: signal transduction; protein phosphorylation. Gene Ontology annotation, cellular component: cytoplasm. The record is from RefSeq and is a predicted model, not a curated record.